This is a messenger RNA of Aspergillus steynii IBT 23096, 1812 nucleotides long. RefSeq lists its product as uncharacterized. Bases 1 to 1812 code for a protein of 603 amino acids. Lineage: Eukaryota; Fungi; Ascomycota; Eurotiomycetes; Eurotiales; Aspergillaceae. The record is from RefSeq and is a predicted model, not a curated record. The transcript is spliced from 3 exons.
AUGGGAAACUCAUCCGACCCUUCUAUUCUAGAAUAUGCCCGGUUCUACGGCAUCGCAAGCGACUUCACGGCAGUCGAUCCUCUCACGUACAUCGACGACACUUACCAAAUCCCCACGCCGGAGCUACAGCCCAGUCCCGUCACCGAGCAAUUACAAAAAGCCCAGCAAACAAUCACUCAAGCAUUACUCAAGGAGAAGCUGGAUAUCAAGAAGGAAAGCGCACGCCUGCUGUCGACCGUGAUCCGAGAUGCAGGUGCUAAACCCGAGGACAUCAAUUGGGCCGAUGUUUUGCCGGCAUUCAGUCGAAUGGAAAGAUUUCAGGUGGAACCUCCCAUUUUUCCUGCAGAGCAUGAUACAGACACUAUGCUCGCUCGGAAACGUUUAAGAUACGAAGAUUGUGAAAUCCAAUUGCAACCGCUUGAGGAACCUCAGUCAGUUGCAGCACUUCCGAGCUGUUUGCCGGGCGGUAUAUAUGAAGCCAUGGACAAGAUCAAGUUUGAGAAACUCAGCUGUAGCAAAGAUGCCUUCAGGUUGAUACAAGAUGCCAAAAACUGUGCUGACGAGCUCACCUUUCCAGAGUCACCCGCUCUUGUCCUCUCCAAUGCCGACGAUAUGCAUUUCCGAAGUUCUUCGCCGGUUGCGAGUUUACAGAUGCCCCCUUAUCCCAUCUCGCCGCGUGUGUUCGCCGAAUAUAGCUCACAAACCAGCGACAAGAGCUCAGACAGCUUUGAACCAGAGGGUGAACUAAAUAGGUUCUCGGGACAUACCAAUUCAUAUGGAUCUAGUUCUUCUAGUAGAAUCUCGGUGGCUGAUAACCAGGAUUCAAAGAUCAACACGCAGACUACUCCUAGCAUCUCUACCAAUGCCGAGACUCUUCACCUUGGCAUCGAUGCACAGUCGUUUGCUUCAGCUAAUUGUCUCUCCCGAGCAGAUAGUUCUCUUCAGAAGAAGAUCAGUGAAUCCAGCAUAGGUACCAUCGUUUCCUCCGCAGAUACAUCCACACCCUCAGCUACAAAAGACCCAUCCACGGCGGACGGAGAGGUUUCAAAAGCCGCUGAGACAAUCACUCAACUACACCUCCCCGGACAUAGGCCCAACAACCCCAGAACAGCUGACCUCAAAUGCAUAAACUCGCCACUCCGCGAACGUAUCUUCGUCCUUGCGCCACGCUACGAGCACCUCUACCUGCUCAUCUCACACGGGACCAGCUCUAGAAAAGUGGCCCAGGGCGGCAGUGCCGGUAUAACAUGGACAGUGGAAAAGCGGACACUGGCCUCUUUCGCUUCGUUACUCGCCUUUUGCAAUUCGAUGAGUGACUGCACAACCAUCGUCCCACUUUGGGUGCCCUCGGCUCCUGAGGCACUAGCAAAGUGGAUUCUUUCACUACAUGAUAAGCAUGCAAUCGAGUUGCCUCAAGCAGAUGUUGCAACCCCUCGACAAACCGGGUUCACGCCGGUGAAUCCAAAACCACAACCCCAGCUUACCAGGGCUGAGCAUGACGCCAUGGAGGAGUCAAAUUGGGAGCACUUCCUCAGGCGAGCCGGUUUGAAUCCGUAUGCUGCCCAAGCUGUGCUUGCUAUUCUCAGUCACAAAACUGCGGGAAUGGAGAUGAACGUUGCAGACGGUGUCUCCGUUCAAGAGUACGUUAAAAUCGGAGCUCUGUCCAGCUUCAUUGAGAUGACUGCUGUGCGUCGACGAGAGCUGUUCGAAAAAUUGAUGGGAGAGAAGGUGGUCGGUCGAAUCAGUCGCGUGCUAGAAAAAGACUGGCAGUGUGACUGGGCGCUAAAUUUCAAUCAUUCUGCGGAACUGUAA